AGGUGGGCGUUAUUUAUUCUUCCAGCAUCCAUCCUGGUCACWCUGUGUUUCCUCAUAUUCGCUCUUUUCGAGACCACUGACCAGUACAAGUAUGUCCAUAGCGUUGGUCACGUGUUCCUUGGAAUUGGCAUUGCCCUCCUGUUACCCAAUCACCGUCAUCGUAUCAGUCAUUAUGACGUAUCUAGGCAACUGAGUGAUGAGGCCAGAGCUCAAUCAGUGAAUUCCAGAUCGCCAUUGCUGGUUGGUCGUGUUCGUCAUGUGUGAAAUAGUAUGGUAUUGUAGCACUGUAGACGGUCGCUUAGCCACUAGAAAAUGUACUCCAACCCCUUAAACAUCACUUGCUUGAGUUUGCGAUACGACUGAAGGUCUAGAUGUAUGGUAGGUGUAUUGUAGGUGUAUGGUAGGUGUAUGGUAGGUGCAUGGUAGGUGUAUGGUAGGUGUAUGGUAGUCUAGGCGUGCCAUAGUUUAGUAGAAUCACUUGUAGUCAUGGUAACUGUAUCGUUAAAUUAAGCAACAAAUCGAAAAAACCCGCUAUCGCUUAAGUUGCCUACCAGAGAAGUAGCGUACUGAAAGUAUAGAAGAUACUCUGUGUAUGGUGUUUAAUGAGGAAGUUCCACUUGACUUCAGUGACAUGAGUAUCAUCAUCAUAUUUCCCCAUCCACUGCUACAGUGGGUUGGGUGCCGAGGAUUCGCUUCAACAUCGGCGUGAACUGUUCUUUGUCCUGCAUCUGCCUUUGGAUUUGUUCAUUGGAUAGUCCAGUAAGGCUCUCAUUUCAUUCCCAUAUAUCACGACUGUAAGGUCUUUUAUUACUGCGAAACAGGAUCUGUUUUUGUAAUGCUGAGUUUGGUAGUCUUGUUACAUAUACUUUAGGUGUUGAAAUAGAAGUUACGGAUUGGCAUCGAGCGGGUGAGCAUAUGACAUGCCAUUUGACGUAAUGGAGUAAAACUCCACGAAUAAAAACCGAACAAUUAAGAACCCCAUAGGCUAAAAUAUUAAGGAAGGUUCUUGUAAAAAUAAAUUAAAGUAUUCUCAGCACUAUAUUUUGUAUGAUUGACGUAGCUUUGUUUGUUAGUCAAAUCAAUAAAAGAUUGAUGAGCAAUG
Molecule: messenger RNA, 1102 nt
Organism: Exaiptasia diaphana
Lineage: Eukaryota; Metazoa; Cnidaria; Anthozoa; Actiniaria; Aiptasiidae
Product: transmembrane protein 8B
Cellular component (GO): plasma membrane
Source: RefSeq, a predicted model, not a curated record